This is a messenger RNA of Xyrauchen texanus (razorback sucker), 1892 nucleotides long. It is a transcript of the gene tmem51a, whose product is annotated as transmembrane protein 51a. The record is from RefSeq and is a predicted model, not a curated record. NCBI's taxonomy places the organism in Eukaryota, Metazoa, Chordata, Actinopteri, Cypriniformes, Catostomidae. The coding region runs from base 477 to 1235 and encodes 252 amino acids. The transcript has 5 exons.
GUCCGUAAAAGGGGUUAAUUCUGAACUGAAGGGACAGGAAGAUGUAUGUUACUUGUUUAUAGCAAAGGCCACAGUAACAGCAAGCUCACUUCGUGUAGGAAUGUAUGCGAAUACUCCAGUGUAUGUGUGCUGUAUUGGAUGUUUUUCUUGACGUUUUCUCAAAUACAACGUCUAAACGAUCUGCGUUUUCAAAAACACUGAUUCUGCAAGGAAGUUUUCAUGAAAGCAGUGAACUCUGUCGCUUCACUCUUGAAUUAAACUCUUUCUUCCAUUUUCAUGCACCUGUAACCAAAGCUCAGCUGGAGGUACACCUGCUUAAUCUCAAGGUUUUGGGAAAGGCAGAGGCUUUAUGGAUGGACUGGGGUUGAUUGCUGACAUUUAUUGCUAGAUUUACAAAAGAAACCUUUGCAGGGAACAAAAUGAGAAGACUGAGCACCCUUUGACAGGCACAGAAAAAGAGAUUCAAGCCUUGGUUCAUGGUGAGGUUUGGAAAUAUGUCCUACAGCGACCAGACACCUCCCAGCCCCAGCAGAGGCAGCAGCAGUAACUCUGGGGCACAGUAUGCUACUGCCACGCUGGGUGUGGGCCUCAUAGCCCUCGGGAUCGUCAUGAUUGUCUGGAGCGUGGUGCCAUCAGGGUCAGCUGGGAAUAGCUCCAGACCAGGCAUGGAGUCUAGUCAAGUACGGGACACCUCAUCCGUAGCUUUCGUGCUGGUCGGAGGAGGCAUUGCUUUGCUGUUGCUCUCUGUGUGUCUGAGCAUACGGAACAAACGGCGAGCGGCCAGGGGACAGGAAGCCAGCAACACACCCGCAAACGCACAGGAGAGGGCUAUGGCGGAGCAGUUAGCUCAGAGUUACAUGGUUCCCAGUUAUGAGGAGGUGGUUGAGAGUGGUCAGUACCCCAUCAGUCAGUCAUCUGUGCGGAACAACAGCACCACCCAGCUUCCAGCCUAUGAGGAGCUUGUGGAACAUCAACUCGCCUUGGAAGAUGGGUCAAAUCAGGCACGCAGACACUCUUCUCAAACUGACCCCAGCUCUGGAGAGGGUGGCCGCAGAAAGAGCCGACCCGGUAGCAAGCUUAUUCCCCUAAAAAUGCGACGCUUCAAAUCGGAGAAUAUGAGAAGGAAGAGCUUAAGCGAUGCCCCGCAGAGCUAUGUGUUCACCAUCGAACCCCUCACACCUCCCCCACAUUAUGACGAUGAACCUCCACCACUACUUACAAACACUCCACAGUAAGAAGUGUGACGACCUCCAUCAUGAAACACUCAAGUACAGAAUUGCAGAUUCCUUACUGCAUGCUACUUCUCUAAAGAAAAAUGUGGUACUGUCUGAGGAUUAUGGAAGUGCUAUAGUAGAGUGUGAGUCUCUGGUUGCUCUGUAGCACAUUCCCAUAGAAUGGAGAGUAUUCAUGACAUCUUUGAUGUACAUUUUUGUUGUUUUGCAAACUUAGUUGUCAUAUGACAGAGCAGAUGAUGGAAAAGCCUGUCAAACAGCAUUUGAUGGUGAUCCUACAGUUGGAUUGAAACUGGAUUUUUGACAACUGUUUACUGAACAACUGCUGGUAUUGUUAUAGAAAACUUUACAGCCCACAGGCCUGUAAUGUUAUUGGUGGUAAACUUGAAAUUCAACAUUUGAGCUGUCCAAACCUUUUAUAGGGUCAAGGAUUAUCAGGAGAUGUCAAACUGUAAACUGAGUUUCAUCAACAUUGCUGUUGUUUUUUUUUUUGUUUGUUUGUUUGAUUUUUGCACUAGUGUGUGUGUGUGUGUGUGUGUGUGUGUGUGUGUUCUGUUGCUGCUGGGUGUUAGUGAACAUGAUGUUAUUGUAUUUUCCAUAAAUGUACCUGAAGUAGGUGUGUUUGUUGUAAAGGGUUAGUUCACACAAAAAAAAAGAAAA